GUGGAUGGGGCAUGUGGAUGGUUCCGGCUCCACUCCUGACAGAGCGCUGCGCUGAAAAUGGAUGAUUUAGCUCUCCUUGACCUGUUGGAGUGUCCUGUGUGCUUUGAAAAGCUCGAUGCCACAGCGAAGGUGCUGCCUUGCCAGCACACUUUCUGCAAGCCCUGUCUGCAGAGGAUCCUGAAAUCCCAAAAGGAGCUCAGGUGCCCCGAGUGCAGGACCCUGGUGCUCUGCAGCAUCGAGCAGCUGCCCUCCAACCUGCUCCUCAUUCGUCUCCUGGAUGGAGUCCGGUGUGGACAAAGUGUUACCAGGUUUGGCACAAUCCAGAGGUCGGGGGUCCUGUCCUCCCCUGCCUCCAUCAGGAGAGUUCCCAGAGGGUUGCAGCUUCAUCAGCACCGGCUGGCAACAAAUCCCAGGGUCCACAUGGAAGGGGUCCCACGGGCCAAGGCCCUCUACUCCUACCGGGGACACAACCCCGGGGAGCUGAGGUUCAACAAGGGGGACAUCAUCAUGCUGCUCCGACAGCUUGAUGAGAACUGGUACCUGGGGGAGGUCAACGGAAUCAGCGGCGUUUUCCCAGCCAGCUCUGUGCAAGUCAUCAAGCACCUGCCCCUGCCACCACCCCUCAGCAGAGCUCUCUACAGCUGUGACCUGAGGGGCAGGGACAAGACCGAGGGCAAGGACUGCCUGACGUUUCACAAGCCCAACACCACCGCCCGGCAGCUCCUGCAGACCAGCAAGAGCCACUGGUCCCCGCAGUUCAAGUGCGCGUCCCUCCGGACGGCGUCUCCCAAAGCGAAGGGCGCGGACUCGCCGGCGUUCCCCAAGGUGCCCGACUCCCGGCGGAAGAGCCUGCGGCAGUUCUCCAUCACCACCGCCCUCAACACCCUCAACCGGAUGGUCCACGCGCCCUCCGAGCGGCAGGCGCUGGAGAUCAGCUCCCCCGUGCUGAUCAGCUCCAGCAACCCCACCGUGGCCACCCAGAGCAGCGAGAAAGCCGAGCUGCCCCACGGGACCCCGCUGCAGGUCAGUGCAUCUUACUAUCCUGUGCCAGGGUCAUUGGGGCACUCUGCAGCCAUCGUCACUGUUCCCCACCUGCAACACCACAUAUCAACUUACAUGUGCGUGGCUCUGCAUUCCUACAUGGCUCACAGACCGGAGGAGCUGGAGCUGCAGAAGGGAGAAGGGGUCCGUGUGUUCGGGAAGGAGCAGGACGGCUGGCUGCGGGGCAUGUCCCUUGCCACGGGGAGGGUGGGCAUCUUCCCCAGCAACUACGUCGCUCCCCUCUUCAGGAAAUCUAUUCUCUCCGACUCGAAGAUGCCUUCCCUCUAUGCCUCCUGGACUCUGUCGACCUCCUCACUCUCCUCCCAAGGGAGCAUCUCAGAGAAUGGCCCAAGGCAAAGCAGAGCCUUGAAGCCUGUGCUGCUGCCCAUGCCUGUGCCCUCACCGGGGAGGAGCGUGGCUGGGGGACAGGCAUCGCUGCGGCGUGGACGUGGCAGCACAAGGAAGAACGGAUCCCUGCAGAGGCCGGGGCAGGCAGGGACCCCCAUGCACGUUGCUGGCUCCCUCCGGCGUCCUCCCACGGCGCGGCCCCAGCAGCUCCAGCUUUACCACCAGCCCAGCCCCGCGCCGCACGGCGCGCCCGCAGCCGGCCUGGCUGAGGGAGCAGCGAGGCCAAGCUUCUCCCACGACGCUUCACCAGCACUGUUGGUCAGAGGAGGGGAAAGCAGGACUCCUUCUGUCUGCAGCUCCGUGAUCCUGGACGCCAAAGACCCUCCAUCCAAGAGCGAGGCAGCUCCAAAGCCGCCCGCGUCAGCCCCGCCGUCCAUCCUGGUGAAGCCGGACACCUCCCGCAACGGCGCCGAAAAGCAAGUGAAGACGGUGAGGUUCCAGAACCACAGCCCUCCACCGCCCAAGCGGCACAGCCUGCAGCCCUCGCCCAGCAGGACGGAGCCGGCACCCGCGGCCGAGGUGCCGCUGCCCGAGGCCAGCCCGCCGGGCCCCGAGCUGGCCCUGCUCUGCUCGCCCAGGACCAGCUCCAGCCCCCUGCACCAGCGGCGGGCCCUGCACCCCAAGGCGCUGUCUCUGGACCUCUCCGGGCCACUGACCUUCCCUGUCAGGAAGAACUACAGCAGCAUCUCCGCCAACUGA
This is a messenger RNA of Apus apus (common swift), 2148 nucleotides long. RefSeq names its product SH3 domain containing ring finger 2 (gene SH3RF2). Gene Ontology annotation, cellular component: nucleoplasm. The transcript is spliced from 8 exons. Bases 58 to 2148 code for a protein of 696 amino acids. Gene Ontology annotation, molecular function: protein phosphatase 1 binding; ubiquitin protein ligase activity. Gene Ontology annotation, biological process: positive regulation of proteasomal ubiquitin-dependent protein catabolic process; negative regulation of apoptotic process; positive regulation of JNK cascade. The record is from RefSeq and is a predicted model, not a curated record. NCBI's taxonomy places the organism in Eukaryota, Metazoa, Chordata, Aves, Apodiformes, Apodidae.